This is a messenger RNA of Ostreobium quekettii, 1002 nucleotides long. The record is from the annotation of a GenBank genome assembly. Lineage: Eukaryota; Viridiplantae; Chlorophyta; Ulvophyceae; Bryopsidales; Ostreobiaceae.
AUGAACUUCGCGGCGGCCGCCAAGCGCGAGACGGUCGAGAAGGAGCUGAAGUGCGUCCAGCUGACGGGGCUGGUGGUGCUGAAGAUCGUGAAGCACUGCAACAGCUGCCUGCCGGCCCUGGUCACAGGCCAGCUGCUGGGACUGGACGUGGGAUCGACGCUGGAAGUGACGGACUGCUUCCCGUUCCCGAGCUUGGCUGCUGACUAUGAAACUGCGGCACCAGAAUCUGCCAACUACCAGCUGGAGAUGAUGAGGUGUCUGAGGGAGGUCAACGUGGACAACAACACCGUUGGCUGGUACCAGUCCUCAAAUUUUGGCUCAUUUGAAACUGUGGAACUCCUCAACACAUUCAUAAACUACUAUGAAUCCAUCCGCCGCUGCGUGGCCAUCAUCUAUGACCCCCAGAAGUCAGCCAGUGGCACCCUGGUGCUGAAGGCUGUGAAGCUGAAGGACUCAUUCAUCGAGCUGUACAAGGCCAACAGUGCACCCACUGCUGAGGUGCUGGCAGCACAGGGUCUCAGCUGGCACAACAUCUUCCAGGAGGUGCCCAUCACCAUUCAGAACUCCAGCCUAGUGAGCGCGCUGGUGACGCAGCUGGACCCUGACGAAGCCAUGCUGGAGGAUGAUGUGGACCGCCUGUCCCUGAGCACCACAGGCUUCUUGGAGCAGAACAUGUCAUUCCUGGGGGAGUGCAUGGAUGACCUGGUCCAGGAGCACAGAAAGGUGUCAAAUUACCACCGCAGUGUGCUGAAACAACAGCAGCAAUUCCAGCAGUGGCUGCAGCAGAGGCGUCAAGAGAACAUGCAGCGCAAGGCCAUGGGAGAGGAACCGCUGCCCGAGGAAGACCUUAACAUGUUCAAGCCAAUCGCUGAGCCGAGCCAAAUAGAUGCAUGCCUGAUAACUCACCAGAUGAGCAACUACAGUGAGAGGGUCAGGAGUUUUGCAACGACGUGCUUGGAGAAGCUGUACCUUGCAGAGGGUUUCCAGAAAGCAAAAAUCUGA